Ooceraea biroi (clonal raider ant) is the source of this 2097-nucleotide messenger RNA. RefSeq names its product molybdopterin synthase catalytic subunit. The record is from RefSeq and is a predicted model, not a curated record. Gene Ontology annotation, biological process: Mo-molybdopterin cofactor biosynthetic process. Gene Ontology annotation, cellular component: molybdopterin synthase complex; cytosol. NCBI's taxonomy places the organism in Eukaryota, Metazoa, Arthropoda, Insecta, Hymenoptera, Formicidae. Gene Ontology annotation, molecular function: molybdopterin synthase activity.
GCAAUCAAAUAAUAUAGCACUGAACGAGGAGUUUAUUGCUCCAAACAGCACUCUUGUAUUGUCAGAGAAAGACGAAAUUGCAGUGAUUCCACACUUAGUGGAGGAUAACAUGGAGAUGUCAAAGAAUUUCGUCAAGUUACAGCAAGAGGAGUUAAAUGUUACAGAAAUCAUGAAGCUAGUGACGUUUCCUAAUUGUGGAGCAAUAUGUAAUUUUGUCGGGAUCACUCGGGAUAAUUUCAACAAUAAAAAGGUAAUUAAGCUGGAAUACGAAGCAUAUGAAUCAAUGGCCUUGAAAGAAAUGCUCAAUAUCUGCACAAAAAUUCGUUCGCAAUGGAACGUAGAAGGCAUUGCUAUGUAUCAUCGUAUCGGAGAAGUACCAAUAUCUGAAGCGAGCGUUGUAAUAGCAAUUUCUUCUCCUCAUAGAGAGGAAUCGUUGAGGGCAGUUGAAUAUGCUAUCAAUAUGAAAGCAGCGGUUCCUAUCUGGAAGAAAGAAAUAUAUGAAACGGGAGAGCAAUGGAAAGAAAACAAAGAAUGUACAUGGACAAAAAACGCAGCUGUGAACAUGGCAAACCUUAUUACAUCUACAACUGCAAAGGAAGAGGAUGCCCAAGCAACCUUAGGCUCAAAUGAAAAAAUAUCAAACGAAAUUGUUAUUGAUCCAGAUUCCGUGCAAGUUCGUGCGAGCUGGGAAGAAUUGAAUCGAAGGAUAGGAGCAUUCAUUGAGAGGAAACGUCAACAAGUAGACACUCUGAAUGUACAAGAAUUUUGCUGUCACAGUGAGAAGAAUGGUGAUUAUGAGAAUUCCUGUGCAAGAGUGGACGCUGUUCUAAUUCGACACAAAGAUUCCAAAAGUCAUGUAAAAGUUCACAGAGUACUAAACACAUGGGGACCCCAGACAGUUGAUCAAUCCAUUUUAAAAACACUUGCAAAUGAUGCAAAUGAUACUAUCAGCUGCUCUCCUAUACUAGAUAAUAGGAUUUCUGAAGCAGAGUGUAUAGUGGGGAUUAACAAACCUGUACCCAAAGAUAUUUAUAAAAGAUUGAAAAACAUUGAGGACAGAAUACUGUAUUUAGAAAGCAUAUCGCCAGAGUACAAGGAGUUUUGGGUAGCAGACGACAUUAAUAACUUGAAAGGUCUUUCAAAAUCUACCCAGAAAAGGACAUACUCCAUGGCAGAACUCGACUCUAAAUUAUAUGAACUUGAAGACAAAUACGCUAAGAAAAGAAGAUGACUACAACACACGGCACGCGGAGAAUUCGAGUUCGAGAAGUGUCGGGCAGAUUGUAGAGAUGAAGAUGGCCGUGGAACAUAUCGUUCUCUGCUCACGCCGAAUGCGCGCCGAAAUACGGUGGAUUUGUCAAGCACGUAAAAAUAUUUAUAUACAAAAUAGUCAAUACUGUAAAAAAUAGUUUGUUAAAACACAAAUCCGAGUUCAGUAUUUCCUGCGUUUUAUUAUGUCAGGCCGCCAGUUUAUGGGAUGCGUCUCUUCCGUCUGAAAGGAAUACGGAUAACAAUGAAUGCAAAGUCGAAAAAACAAUAACCAGACAGUCCCGAAAACAUAUGACUACACAAUAUUAUUCGAAUGUAUAACGAGCGCAGUAUAUUAUUUAUACAAAAUCUACUUACGGCAGUAUCGUCCUGUUUAUAUACUUUUAUUGUUUUAUCAGCUUCGGUUGUUAUCAUGCGACUGCCCGACACAUCAAAUGUAACGCUGAAGACACCGGCUUCGCUGUCCAUUGACCCAGGCUGAACUGGCGCUUGUAGCCGUUGGAAAUUGUAUCUUAAAAAUUAACAAUCGUUACGAUUAUCAACAAAUAUUCCUCUAAGAUUCACAAGGAUAUUAUCUGAAUCAUUUGCGUAUAAUAUACCCAGUUCUCCAGUCCCAAAGGUGCAUGGAACCGUUAUCGGCUCCGGAAACCAAAACCCCUUCGCCAUUCACGGCCAGGCAAUUUACUAUUGCGUUAUGGCCGGACAAGUUUUGUAUAAACUUCCCUUCCGGACAUUUCCAUUGUUUAAUAUUGUCCGGGGAUGCCGAGGCAAACAUGUACCUAGUAAUUAACACAAAUUAAGUAAGAUUAAAGACGAUGAACAUCACAG